Penicillium alfredii is the source of this 786-nucleotide messenger RNA. RefSeq names its product rRNA-processing protein NSA2. The transcript has 5 exons. Lineage: Eukaryota; Fungi; Ascomycota; Eurotiomycetes; Eurotiales; Aspergillaceae. Gene Ontology annotation, biological process: maturation of 5.8S rRNA; maturation of LSU-rRNA. The record is from RefSeq and is a predicted model, not a curated record. Gene Ontology annotation, cellular component: nucleolus; preribosome, large subunit precursor. The coding region runs from base 1 to 786 and encodes 261 amino acids.
AUGCCUCAGAACGAGUACAUCGAGCGCUGGCAGAAGCAGCACGGCAAGCGGCUCGACCACGACGAGCGAACCCGCAAGCGCCAGGCCCGUGAGGGACACAAGCAGUCGCACGAUGCCCAGAACCUGCGCGGCCUGCGGGCCAAGCUGUACCAGCAGAAGCGACAUGCGGAGAAGAUCCAGAUGAAGAAACGCAUCAAGGCGCAGGAGGAGAAGAACGUCAAGUCGGCCGCGCCCGAGGAGCCGUCCAAGACCCCGCUGCCCCAGUACCUGCUCGACCGGUCGCAGGCCACCAACGCCAAGGCCCUGUCGAGCGCCAUCAAGGACAAGCGGUCCGAGAAGGCGGCCAAGUUUGCCGUCCCGCUGCCCAAGGUCAAGGGUAUCAGCGAGGAGGAGAUGUUCAAGGUUGUCAAUACCGGCAAGAAGACGCACAAGAAGUCCUGGAAGCGCAUGAUCACCAAGCCCACUUUUGUCGGCAACGACUUCACUCGUCGCCCGGUAAAGUACGAGCGGUUCAUUCGGCCUAUGGGUCUGCGUUACAAGAAGGCCAAUGUGACACAUCCCGAAUUGGGUGUCACCGUCCAGCUGCCCAUCCUGUCCGUCAAGAAGAACCCUCAGAACCCGCUGUACACCCAGCUGGGUGUCUUGACCAAGGGUACCAUUCUCGAGGUCAAUGUUUCCGAACUAGGUCUCGUUACCACCACCGGCAAGGUCGUCUGGGGAAAGUGGGCUCAGGUCACCAACACGCCCGAGAACGACGGCUGUGUCAACGCUGUUCUGCUCGUUUAG